This is a messenger RNA of Thamnophis sirtalis, 2404 nucleotides long. It is a transcript of the gene TPK1, whose product is annotated as thiamin pyrophosphokinase 1. NCBI's taxonomy places the organism in Eukaryota, Metazoa, Chordata, Lepidosauria, Squamata, Natricidae. The record is from RefSeq and is a predicted model, not a curated record. Gene Ontology annotation, molecular function: thiamine binding; thiamine diphosphokinase activity; ATP binding. Gene Ontology annotation, biological process: thiamine diphosphate biosynthetic process; thiamine metabolic process.
AUCGAUGUGAUCGCUCUCUCACUUCUCCUACACGCUGCGUUUGCGGCGCGCCAGUGUAAAAGGAACAUUUGGAGAAAUGCAUGACUGGGAAGGGGCGAGAGACAAGCUAUAGUUUCAAGAGACGGCUGUAGCGGCGACGACGACGACGACAAUGAUUUUUUCAAACUCUACAAUUACUUGGCAGUAAAUCCCUCUGGAAUUCCUGCGACCUAUCUCUAAGAAGAGCGUGUAGGAACGUGGAUCUUGACCCUAGUUUUAAAAGCCCAACAGCAAUCUGCUAUGGAACGGAUGUGUACUCCAUUGGAAUGUCUACUUCCCACUGGAAACCUAAAGUUUUGCCUUCUGAUUCUUAAUCAGCCUUUGAACAAAGAACAUUUUUAUCAUUUGUGGAAUAAAGCGGUUCUGAGAGUAUGUGUUGAUGGAGGUGCUAAUCAUUUGUACUGUAUCACCAAUGGAAACCGUGACAGUUUUCUGCCUGAUUAUAUCAGUGGAGACUUUGACUCUAUUUUACCUGAAGUAAGAGAAUAUUAUAUAGAGAAGGGAUGUGAGCUCAUACAGACACCAGAUCAAGACUUAACAGAUUUCACCAAGUGCCUUCAGAUACUUCAACAGAAGAUAGAAAAAAGUAGUUUGCAGAUGGACACGAUUAUAACUUUGGGUGGACUUGGAGGUCGCUUUGACCAAAUCAUGGCAUCUGUGGAAACUCUCUUCCAUGCAGUUAAGAUAACCUCUUUUCCCAUCAUAAUUAUUCAAGAGUGUUCCUUAAUAUAUCUACUUCAGCCUGGCAAGCACAAACUUCUUGUGAACACAGGACUUGAAGGAAAGUGGUGUGGUCUAAUUCCAGUUGGGAAUCCUUGUGAAUGUGUAACAACAACAGGUCUAAAAUGGAACCUCAGUAGAAGUAUUUUGAAGUUUGGAACACUUGUCAGCACAUCAAACACUUAUGACAAAACUGGGAUAGUGACCAUUGAAACAGACAAGCCUUUGCUUUGGACAAUGGGAAUCAAAGAAAAAGGGUGUGCUUAAAAGAUGGUGACCCUACUUAAAUCAACUUGAAAUUCAAAAAUGAAAUUCUCUGGAAUCCCACCCACUAGGCAACUGAUAAUUAUUUUUCUGCAAUUAUUUCAUUAUGCUUUUAUAAAAAUUCAACAUUUUACGUAGUUGGUUUUUAAAAAUUUAGCUUCAUUCUAUUGAAUGCCAUAGAUUUUAUGAUUUUCUUCUUAACGCAAAGCUGUAUCCAUGUUUUUAAAGCCUGAAGUUGAAUGUAUUUUUAAAUGUAACCAAUGCAUAGAAAACUUGUUUAAAGAUAUGUAUCGGUAAGAUGAUCAAAAGUAGAUAUAUACAACAUUCUAUGCUGUAUUCCAGCUGUUGCUUCUAUGCUCAAACUCUUUAGCAAAACUUUGCUACUGGUUAGAAUAAGCAGUGCCUCCUAUUUGUUACUAAUUAAUACCCAUGUAAUAAGUAAUUGUGACUUAAAAAUGCAUGCAAAAUUAGUCUAGAUGAUGCUGUACAAAUCAAAAAUUGCAUAGGAGUACAAACACCUACAGCCCUCAAUACACAUCUAGGCAUAAGCACAAAGCCUGGCUUCACGGACUCUCUGCUCUAUCAGAUAUCACCUCUUUAUUAUCCACAACAAGGAAAAGAACUCAGUAAAUUCUACUCCCACUGAUAGUGCAGUAAUUUUUAUCUCCUAAUUAUUGGUCUAACCACAAAUAGCUGCGGUUUAUUUGUGAUAAGGAGGACACACAAAUAAAUGGCCACAACAAUAAACAAUUUUGCUUGCAUUAAAACAGCAUAGGAAAGAUAUAAUGAAACUGUUAUGUGCUUGCAUUAAAACAAUGUAAGAAAAAUAUAGUGAACCUGUUAUUUUGCUUCAUUAAAACAUAGGAAAGAUACAGUGAAACUCUUAUUUUGCUUGCAUUAAAAUGACAUAGGAAAUUGUAUGCCAGUACUAAUAGAAGAGGAAAUGUGUUUGUAUGUAUAGUAUCUAAUAUGUGCACUUUAUCUCCUAAUCCUAUGGCAGCUAAAUAUCAUAUAGGUCUCUGCAAAUAAAAUUAAAUCAGAAUAAAUUCUACAAUUUAAGUAGUGUUAAUUAUAUUUUAUCUUGGCUCUAUUCUUACAAAUGCUGUUUCUUAAAGCUUGCCAAAUGUAAUGGAAUUAGUUCUUUUGGAAAGCAAUGUCAAUUAAUACCAUAUUGUAAUGAGAUCUACAAUUGCCUUAAUAAAGAUAUAAUUUAAAAUAUAUUUGUUAGUUACAUUUUUGCAAAACAUACACAUUUUUUCAGCAUGAAGAUUAACAGAAGUUGGGCAUCUUCAGCAAUAAUUCAAGUUAGGCAUAUAUAAAUAAGUCAAUUGUAUGCUGUUCAGUUUUUUUUUACAGUACUGAUGUUUUCCCAACUUCCAAG